UUUAAAACAGGAAUCAGGCGCCCGCUGCUUGCUCCAAAAAUCGUGUCCCGGCUUCCCCUGGACCAAAUUCCAGGAUAAUUCCAGACAAGCCAGCAGGGAAGGGUGACAGGGAGAGCGUAGUAAGCACAACGUGAUUCUGGUCUUUAUGGAAAAUGCCAGUCGGGAAAAUGCGUUGAAAUAUCCCAAGCACUGAAGAAACGCUCAUUAAUGAUCAAGCCUCAGCUGUAUGGAACGUGUUCCAUUUAACACUUUGUGCCUGAUUAAUGAAGAAAGGUGGGUGUUAAUGAGGCCGUGGAAAGAAGAGCACUGGACACUCGCUGUUUCCAGCCAGGAGAAAUGCAAGGCGCAGAGCUUUGGGAUGUAAUUCCACCUUUAUAAACAUCCUUCAAGAAGGUUCCAGUUUUCAUGUUCCCUUUAAGGCAUCAAACACAUCUGGGUUUAUUUUCUUAUUUACAUUACACGUUCUGCUGCACUCCCUGGGUGAGCAAUGAAGGUUCUGCUGCUGAAGGAUCCCAAAGACAAAGAUUCAGGACCAGAUCCAUAUAUUAAAGAGUUAGGAUCAUACAGCUUGGAAGCAACGUUGAUCCCAGUUUUGUCAUUUGAAUUCACCUCUCUUGGCAGCUUAUUUGAGAAGCUUUCCCAUCCAGAAUGCUAUGGAGGCCUAGUUUUUACCAGCCCGAGAGCAUUAGAGGCCAUCAAGAUAUGUUUAAAAGAGAAGAAUAAAAAUGAAGCCUGGUCAAAAUCUCUUAAGCAAAUGUGGAAUAUCAAACCAACAUAUGUGGUAGGAAAAACUACAGCUUCUUUAGUGGAAGAAAUUGGUCUUAUUCCACAAGGAGAAAAGGCUGGAAAUGCUGAGAAAUUAGCUGAAUAUAUUUGUUCAAGAGAGAAACCCAAUUCCUCAGCUCUCCUGUUUCCUUGUGGGGCCCUGAAGAGAGAAGUACUUCCUACAGUGCUUAGAGGAAAAGGCAUACCCCUGGAAAGCCUCACUGUUUAUCAAACAACCCAACACCCUGAUCUGCAGGAAUCUUUGAGCAGUUACUUCUCCCAACAGGGCAUCCCUGCGAGCGUCGCGUUCUUCAGCCCCUCCGGCGUCAAAUUCUGCCUCCAGCACAUCCGGAAGCUUUCAGGGGAUUUGAUCAACCAAGUCAAGUUCGCUGCCAUCGGCCCCAGCACAGCAGAGGCCCUGCAGGGCGCCGGGAUCGCCGUGAGCUGCACCGCAGGGAGCCCCACGCCCCAGGACCUGGCUGCUGCCAUCCACACAGCCCUGCAGCCACACAGCUGCUCCGAGUGAGAGCCCAGCCUGCCCAGCAAGGACAAUGCGGUGCUCCAGGAGGGGUUUUCCAAUUUGCAGAUGUGUUAUCCUGCAAAAACAGUGGGGUUUUGGGAUUAUGAAACACUGUCCGGGUCAGGAAUGGGUGUGAGAAGGCACUAAAAUAUCUUAAGAAAUCUGGAAUCUGUCCAGCAUCCUUAAAGCAUCCAGCUAUUCCCUUUCCUCCUGUGUGCACUGUGAAUAUUUUAUCCUUGAAAAGCAGCUGUGAACACUGAGACACUGAACUCAGCCCCACACCUCAGGUAUCCCCCAGCACACAGCUCAGGUUGGAGUUGCUCUAUAUGAUCAAUUUUACUUGCACAUCUUUUGUAGGAAAAACCCUCAUAUUCCAAUGAAGUAUUUUCUUUUGUAAACUUGUUUGUUGUUCUGCUUUUCAAAUGUUUGUAUGAAAAUCGUAAUUGUAGAUUCUUGGUGACCAGGAGAAUUCUUGCAGUUAAGUUGCUCUGUCUGGGGCUAAUUCAGGUCAGCUGUUGCCCCUUGUUAGACCCUGACAGGGUCUUAAAAAUGAGGUUCUGGUUUCUGUUCCUAUAAAGGAGGAUUUAUUAACAGGGAAAUAAACUGGCUUACCAGAGUUAAUAA
Cinclus cinclus is the source of this 1909-nucleotide messenger RNA. RefSeq names its product uroporphyrinogen III synthase (gene UROS). Bases 488 to 1291 code for a protein of 267 amino acids. Gene Ontology annotation, molecular function: uroporphyrinogen-III synthase activity. The record is from RefSeq and is a predicted model, not a curated record. Gene Ontology annotation, biological process: uroporphyrinogen III biosynthetic process. The transcript has 10 exons. NCBI's taxonomy places the organism in Eukaryota, Metazoa, Chordata, Aves, Passeriformes, Cinclidae.